CCUCCUCCCUCCUCGUCUCCCCGCCCGCCUGCAACACAAGGAGGCUUCUUUGGCCGCGCUGCGCUCUGAUCAACUGAGCAUCCACUGCGCCUCCAAAUUGGUUUGUCAUUCCUGACCCCGCUGUGUCUGUCCUCUACGGUCCCUUGCUCUGUUGCUCCUUCAGCAGGAGUCAAUGAGGACAUAAAGACCAGAGCGAGAAUAAAGGGGAGGAAGGGGUCCGGACUGACGGAUAGGGAGAGAGACAUCUUCCUCCGGGCUUCAGCGCAUUUCAGUCUUUGCGUCUCGGGAUAACUUGCCCUCCGCUGUCGUCUUUUGGGGACCGUUCGUGGCCGACGUGUGGCGACACGUAGGGACCUCUAUUUGUCAACACCGUCCCCAUAUUGGGACUGGAUGAACCAGCGAAGAGAGAGGUGAAUUUGGAUGCGCCUGCAUCGCUGCGACAGCUGCGAAGGACAAGGGAUGUCCAGUUUCCUCUGAGAUGUGAUUCCUUGGGGGUUUAAAUCAUCUGGAAAAAAAGAAGAAACGCAAACAGCGCCUGGUUCCCGCUUCCCCAGCGUCACCCACGCAUCAUGGCCUUGCACCUCCACUCACACACAGGAGGGCUUUACUGAGUUGGAUGAACUUUCCGUGGCAGGCGAACUGGAGGUCUAUAUGGUGUUUCUAUCAAGUCGCAGGACCAGCUGCGUGUCACAACUUUCCUGAGGAUCAACGGGAAGUACCCUCAUCUACUUCCAGGUUUACCUUUGACGUCAUGUGGACCAGAUGCCUACUUUUCGUCUCGGUCUUGUUUGCUCCGUUGGCCAUUGCCUCCCGAAGCGCUCCCAUCCCCAUGGCAGUGGUACGCAGGGAGCUAUCAUGUGAGUCGUACCCCAUCGAACUUCGUUGCCCUGGCACGGACGUCAUCAUGAUUGAGAGCGCCAACUAUGGCCGCACUGACGACAAGAUUUGUGAUUCGGAUCCAGCCCAGAUGGAGAACACCAGGUGUUAUCUACCUGACGCCUACAAGAUCAUGUCGCUGAGAUGCAACAACCGCACCCAGUGCGCAGUAGUUGCAGGUCCGGAUGUCUUUCCAGAUCCCUGCCCUGGCACCUACAAAUACCUGGAAGUGCAGUAUGAGUGUGUUCCGUACAAAGUGGAACAGAAAGUUUUCUUGUGCCCGGGGAUUCUGAGAGGGGUUUACCAAAGCGAGCAUCUCUUUGAAUCCGACCACCAGUCUGGAGCCUGGUGUAAAGACCCCCUACAUGCCUCUGACAAGAUCUACUACAUGCCCUGGACUCCAUACCGCACCGACACGCUGACUGAGUACUCAUCAAAGGAGGACUUCAUUGCUGGUCGACCCACCACUACUUACAAGCUCCCACAUCGCGUGGAUGGCACUGGCUUCGUCGUGUAUGACGGCGCUCUAUUUUUUAACAAGGAACGCACCCGCAACAUCGUGAAGUUUGACCUGCGCACACGAAUUAAGAGCGGAGAGGCCAUUAUUGCGAGCGCCAACUAUCAUGACACUUCGCCGUACCGCUGGGGGGGCAAGUCGGACAUCGACUUAGCUGUGGACGAGAACGGGCUGUGGGUAAUCUACGCUACGGAGCAGAACAAUGGUCGGAUUGUGGUGAGUCAACUUAACCCCUACACGCUCCGCAUCGAGGGCUCCUGGGACACGAGCUACGAUAAACGCUCCGCCUCCAACGCCUUCAUGAUCUGUGGAGUCCUUUAUGUUGUGAAGACGGUCUAUGAGGACGAUGACAAUGAAGGGACGGGGAACAAGAUAGAUUAUAUGUACAGCACCGACAAGAGCAAGGAGAUGACUGUGAACAUCCCAUUCCCAAAUUCCUACCAGUACAUUGCUGCAGUGGAUUACAAUCCCCGGGACAACCUGCUCUAUGUUUGGAAUAACUAUCACGUCGUCAAGUAUUCACUGGAUUUUGGCAACAACGAUUACCGCUCUCCCCUGAUCCCGCCGAAUCGAGGAGGCGCAGCAGGUCCGCCGUAUGCUGGAGGUGGCUCCUCGUCAUCCUCAACCAGCCGCACCACCACCCGUUCACCGCCCUACUACACGACUCCUCGUCCCCUCCUCACAACGUCUCCCGGCCAGCGUUACCGUACCACGACGACGGUCCGCCAGCCCCCAGUCAUUCCUGCCGGGGGUUCAUCAUCUGAUACCAAUCAGAUCCCGGACACCAACCAGAAAGCGGGACGUUAUCCACCAGUGCAGGUCCCUCCAGCCGCCCCUCAGCCCCCUGCUCUUCCUCCGCAGGACUUCUGCAUUCCUCGGGUGACCGCAGACAUAUCGUGGCCCAGAACUCAGCAGGGCCAGACAGCCAAGCAACCGUGCCCAGUAGGAACAUUGGGCGUGGCCACAUACAUGUGCAUGGCCCAUCUUGGCCACUGGGAUACUGAAGGCCCUGAUCUCAGCAACUGCACGUCGCCUUGGGUUAACCACAUCAUGCAGAAACUCCGGUCAGGUGAAACAGCAGCGAUCGUUGCCAGGGAGCUGGCAGAGCAGACUAAAGGGCUCCUGCGUCCUGGAGAUGUGCCAUCAACAGUGCGGGCGAUGGCCCAACUGGUCGAACUGCUCGAUGUCCAGCUCAGAAACCUCACCCCCGGAGGCAAGGACAGCGCUGCCCGCAGCCUCACCAAGCUUCAGAAGAGAGAAAGGUCCUGCAGGUUUUUCACACAGGCGAUGGUGGAGACGGUGAAUAAUCUGCUGCAGCCACGAGCCCAGUCCGCCUGGAGAGGCCUGUCCACCAGCGAGCAGCUACAUUCUGCCACGCUUCUGCUGGACACCGUGGAGACUGGAGCCUUCAUGCUCGCUGACAACCUCCUCAAGACGGACACCGUGCAGGAGACAACAGAACACAUCCAGCUGGAAGUGGCCAGGCUGAGCACAGAUGGCAACCUCGCCGACUUGUAUUUCCCUCAGUCAGAACUACAUGGAAACUCCAUCCAGCUAUCAGCCAGCACUCUCAAACAGCACGGCAAAAAUGGUGAGAUCAGGAUGGCCUUUGUGCUGUACAGAAACCUGGGAGCCUAUUUGUCCACAGAGAAUGCCAGCGUCAAGCUUGGCCACGACGCUCUGUACCCCAACUACUCUGUGAUUGUUAACUCCCCAGUCAUCACAGUGUCCAUCAACAAGGAGAGUAACAAGGUCUACCUGUCGGAGCCGGUGGUUUUCACAGUCAAACAUUUGCAGCAUUCGGAAGAAAAUUUCAAUCCCAACUGUUCGUUCUGGAGCUACUCCAAACGCACCAUGACUGGAUUCUGGUCGACGCAGGACUGUCGUCUGUUGGGCACCAAUCGGACACACACCAGCUGCUCCUGCACCCACCUCACCAGCUUUGCAGUUCUCAUGGCUCAUGUGGAAGUCAAGAAAGCGGACAGCAUGCACGACCUGCUGCUGGACGUGAUCACAUGGGUCGGGAUCCUGCUGUCGCUGGUCUGCCUGCUCAUCUGCAUCUUCACCUUUUGCUUCUUCCGUGGGCUGCAGAGUGACCGCAAUACCAUUCAUAAGAACCUCUGCAUCAGCCUCUUUAUUGCUGAGUCACUCUUCCUGGUGGGGAUCAACAGGGCGGAUCAACCGAUUGCCUGCGCAGUCUUCGCAGCUUUGCUCCAUUUCUUCUUCUUGGCAGCCUUUACCUGGAUGUUCCUGGAGGGGGUGCAGCUCUACAUCAUGCUGGUGGAGGUGUUCGAGAGUGAGCACUCCAGGACUAAGUACUUCUACUUGGCAGGAUACGGAGUGCCUGCUGUCAUUGUGGCGGUGUCCGCCGCCGUGGACUACAGGAGCUACGGCACAGACCGAGUUUGCUGGCUACGAUUGGACACCUACUUUAUCUGGAGCUUCAUAGGUCCAGCCACACUCAUCAUUAUGCUCAAUGUUAUCUUCCUUGGCAUCGCUCUUUAUAAGAUGUUUCAUCAUACUGCGAUUCUUAAACCAGACUCUGGCUGUCUGGACAACAUCAAGUCCUGGGUGAUCGGGGCCAUCGCCCUGCUGUGUCUGCUGGGCCUCACCUGGGCGUUCGGCCUCAUGUACAUCAACGAGAGCACGGUUAUCAUGGCCUACCUCUUCACCAUCUUCAACUCUCUGCAGGGCAUGUUCAUCUUCAUCUUUCACUGCAUCCUGCAGAAGAAGGUGCGGAAAGAGUACGGCAAGUGUUUGCGUACUCACUGUUGCAGCGGGAAGAGCGUGGAGACAUCCAUCUCCUCCUCCAAGACCACCACCUCGCGGACCCCCGGCCGCUACUCCACGGGCUCACAGGUGAGCUUACCUGCCUGCACGCCAGGACGCUACAGCACAGCAGACUCUCAGAGUCGUAUCAGGCGAAUGUGGAAUGACACUGUAAGGAAGCAAGAGUCCUCCUUCAUCACUGGAGACAUCAACAGCUCUGCCACGCUCAACAGAGGAGCCAUGGCUAAUCAUCUUAUAACUAAUGCUCUCCUUCGUCCCCAUGGUACUAACAACCCGUAUAACACUCUUCUGGGGGAUUCUGCAGUCUAUAACAACCCGGCCGUGGGCAUGUACAACACUCAAGCACCUUACCGCGACACAAAGGGAAUGUUGAACAAUGCCAGAGAUUCCAGCGUAAUGGAUACGCUGCCCCUCAAUGGUAACCAUGCCAACAACUACAGCAUGGCCAGCAGCGAGUACUUGAGCGACUGCGUCCAGAUCUUGGACCGCAGUGGCGGCUACGGCACUCACGGUAACCACAAAGAGACCACUUUGGAGAAGAAGAUUCUCAAGGAACUGACCUCCAAUUACAUCCCCUCCUACCUCAACAACCACGAGAGAGCCACCACGGAGCGCAAUCACAACCUGAUGAACAAGCUGGUGAACAACACUCUGGUCAACGGCGGGAGCCUGGCAGGAGGCAGCGGCAGCAGCAGCAGCAGCAGCGGGGUUGGUGGCUGUGUUGGCAGCGGUAAAGAAGACAAUGUCCCCAUGGUGCUGGAUAACCCCGUCACCUUCCCACAUGAAGAGAAUCUGAGUUUGGACAUCAUCAGAGAGGAGUCCAAUGCACCCCUCCUGCCGCCUCGGCCUCCUCCGCCGGACAGCCACCCUCCCCCUCCGCCGCCCCACAGCUUCGCACGCCAAAGGCGCAUUGUCCAGGAAACCAGUGAGAGCUUCUUCCCCCUGCUGACCAACGAGCACACCGACGAGCACACGCAGUCGCCCAACCACAGAGACUCGCUGUACACUAGCAUGCCAGUACUGACAGACCUGCCCGACGGUCAGGUGAACGGGCUAACGGACGGAGAGGAGGACGGCUCCGGGGAGCUGCAACCCUGUAAGAGCGCCACCGCCCCGGAGCUAGACGACGUGUAUUACAAGAGCAUGCCAAACCUCGGCUCCAGGAACCACCUUCACGAGCUGCAGAGCUACUACCACAUGGGCCGGGGCGGCAGCGACGGAUACAUGGUGUCCGGCAGCAAGGAGGAGUCGGAUUCCUCCCCCGAGGAGCCUCCUGUAGACCCGUCCCACCUGGUGACCAGUCUAUAGAGCAGAGACUUGCGCCCUUCCCUCUCACGCUUCUGAUCUUUCAAUGAGAUAACUCUGUGUGGUCGACUGCCAGACUGAGCUGAUCCACCCCUCGAUUAACGUACUCUAUGGUUUGUGUCAACAUGGUCGAGAUUUGUCUCGACAAAAAAUAAAUAAAAAAAUAAAUAAAAAAAGCGGGGACUGAAUGUAUCGUCAGACAGGAAGGAGGCUGCGGAUGGACACUUGUGAAUAUCAAACAGGAAGGAACUUAAACAGAAGGAGGAGGGCGUCUGUCAUUUACCUAACCUGUGGAAGUCGAUUUGUAAUUUUCAAGUGAGUACCACAACAUGGACCUCAAGCAGAUCCCCCCUCUCCCCCGACACCUGCAGGACUGUCCACCAGUCUGUCUUUGUGUCAAGAUGUCUUGCACCUUGAAGAACAGUGGCUAAAAAAAAGACGUUCUCCACGAAUGGCCAGCCAAACUGAGGAUUUAUUUAUUGCCCUCACUCCCACUUCCAAAACUGAAGAGACACGGAAACAAUAACCAUGUUGGAUGCUGCGGAUUAUAUCCUGUUCAUAUCUGCUAAAAUGGACUGUGGUCUGAUGUGACUUUCCCGCAAGUUAUAGUGGUUGAAGAUACGCCGUACUUCUCUGCAAACAUCAACAUGCGAGACGCUUGGUGGGUGAAAAAAGAGUCGUGUGUCUUUUUUCUCCUUUCCCCUUGUACAAGUUUUCAGAAAUCAGUGAAGGAACCACAAACCAUUUUUAUGUAUUGUACAGAAUUCAAAUGUUGCAUAUGACCUUAUGAGUCUUAUUUUUUAAUAUUUGAUUUAAAUAUAUUUGUCUGUGGAAUUGUUCGGGACUGGACAUGAGCGGUUCUGGUCACUCGUGGACAACGGGACGAGCAAAGAACAAUCUUUCAUAUCAUUUUCAUGAAUUAUGGAUACAGUGGAAGCACUUGUUCAUUAAUAGGCAUUUAACCUGAGCACAUUUCUCUCCGCUCCUUUUUCUAGCAACAUCACUGUCACUUAUGUAUUACGAUUCAACUGUUACAAUAUACUUUAUCACGAUGUUGUUCUGAACUAGAGGAAUAAAGCAGGCGGAAAAAGAAUUGUUACCAUUUGAGUCGUAGCUGGAAUUGGGUUCGGUUAAAAUAAAAUACAAUUUAAAAAAAGGAACUAUAUAUAGAAGAUAUGUGUGGUUGGAGGUGUAUAUUGUCAUUUUAUUCCUAUGAUUUGACCACACCAUCCGGUUAAGAUCAAAUUCUGAACGCCAAAAAGCAGACUGAUUUGGUAGAGCCUAAAAAGGUUUUUUUAUCCCUUUAAAUGCCAUGAAGUUACACUAUAUUUGUGUAUGGACGAUGCUACAACUGCACAAAGCGACACUGUCUCAUGUGGAGGGCUAAUGUUUACUUCUGUAGAAGGGAAAUAUCAUAGCUGUAUGAAGUUUAGCUUUCACAUGUUUCCCAUCUUCCCCUGCAACGUUCCGAAGAGAGAGAUUAUUUAUUUAUCUGUUUAUUGGUUUUUCAAUAGAAAAACUAGCUUGCAGAAGAAAAAAAAAGCAGAUUUUAGGCAAGAGUUACUAAAGUGGCACUGGUUUUAUUUUUCUGUUGUUAUUAAAUUAUUAUGACCAUGAUUAUAAUUACAUAUUGCUAAUUAUUUAUUCUUUUGUAUGGGUUCCAAGUUGAAUGAUCUCAUAACUAAUAUUUGUUGUAACAGUGAAAGUUGUUUGCCAACAAAUAAAUUACUGACAUAGA
This is a messenger RNA of Synchiropus splendidus (mandarinfish), 7226 nucleotides long. RefSeq names its product adhesion G protein-coupled receptor L3-like. Gene Ontology annotation, molecular function: G protein-coupled receptor activity; carbohydrate binding. Gene Ontology annotation, cellular component: membrane; cell-cell junction; axon. Lineage: Eukaryota; Metazoa; Chordata; Actinopteri; Syngnathiformes; Callionymidae. Bases 617 to 5491 code for a protein of 1624 amino acids. The transcript is spliced from 27 exons. Gene Ontology annotation, biological process: adenylate cyclase-activating G protein-coupled receptor signaling pathway; synapse assembly; brain development. The record is from RefSeq and is a predicted model, not a curated record.